Drosophila innubila is the source of this 2156-nucleotide messenger RNA. RefSeq names its product ralA-binding protein 1 (gene Rlip). The record is from RefSeq and is a predicted model, not a curated record. Gene Ontology annotation, molecular function: small GTPase binding; GTPase activator activity. Gene Ontology annotation, biological process: small GTPase-mediated signal transduction. The transcript has 4 exons. Lineage: Eukaryota; Metazoa; Arthropoda; Insecta; Diptera; Drosophilidae. The coding region runs from base 111 to 2051 and encodes 646 amino acids.
GGCAAUCGAUAGUCGAUUGCUUGCCAGCUUUUUUGCUUUGUUUAUUGAUUGCGGGGCGUAAACACAUUAAUUAAUAUUAGUUAUUUAUUAAAGCAAGUUACCACAACAGUAUGGAUUUCGAUAGUCCAGAGGAAAAGGAGUUUCCCGGCUUAUAUGCAUCCGAAGCAGCCGAUGCCAAGUCCAAAAAGAGCAAGGAGGAGAGUGACUUUAGCGAAGGCGAUCACGACAAGCACGGCAAGAAGGAUCUGCUUAUUGGACGUCGCAAGGACAAGAAAGAAAAGGGAAAGGAUCGCGGAUAUGCUGCUUUAGAAGGUGAAAGUUCACCCGAAGAGGAGCUGGACACUAAAAGCCCAUCGAAGUCCAAGAAAUCCAAGACCUUCAAGUUCACAAGCUCCAAGAGCAAGGAGAAGCGUGAGAAGUCGCGCGACAAGGAAAAGGAGCAAAAGGUACCUGACGAAGAGACAGCUCACAAAAUAAAAGACAAGGAAAGGGAUAAAGAUAAAGACAAGGACCGUCAACAUGAUGAGAAGGAGCACAAAAAGAAGGACAAAGAGCGCAAAGAGAAGGACAAAAAGGAAAAGUCAGAGAAGAAAGACAAAAAGGAUAAGAAGAGUAAACAAACACAACAAGAGGACACUGGCGGCGUCGAAGAAGUCCUGGCUCUGGGCUAUCCAAUCUUUGGCGUCUCCGUCAGUCUGGCCACAGAACGAUCACGGUGCCAUGACGGCGUCGAUCUUCCGCUGGUUGUGCGCGACUGCAUCGAUUACCUGCAGCAGGAGCAAUCGCUCAAGGCUGAGCAAAUCUACAAAGUGGAGCCCAUCAAGACGCGUCUCAUGCACUACAAGGGAUUGUACAACAAUCGCGAAUAUGAUGCGUCUGUGGACGAGCUCAACAUUCCCACCGCCUGCAGUCUGAUCAAAUUGUUCUUCCUUGAGUUGCCAGAGCCGGUGCUAACCACGGAUUUGGUGGCACGUUUCGAGGAGGUGGCAUCGCAUCCCAAGGUCACCGAGCAGCAAGCGGAGCUGCAGCAACUGCUGGACCAGCUGCCCAAGUGUAAUCGCACCCUCUUGGCUUGGAUGAUGCUACACUUUGACGCAGUCAUCCAGCAGGAGCGAUACAAUAAACUCAAUGCCCAAUCUCUGGCCAUGUUGCUCAGUCCAACUCUGCAGAUGUCUCACCGUUUAAUGGUCGCACUCUUGUGCCACUGCACGAAUCUCUUUCCAGACGUCAAGCUGAUAAAAUAUGUGCCACCACUUACAUCCAGCAGUCCUGGGUUGCCGGACAAGCCCGAGGACAUACAAACUGAGCUGCGCAAGCAGGACAGUCUUUUGGCUCAAAUACACAGCGAAAUGAAUGCGGGAUUCAUCACCAAGAAGCGAGAGGAGCAACUCUGGGAGGUGCAACGUAUUAUCACACAGUUGAAACGGAAACUGCGAAGCUGUGAAAAGAAGCAGGAGAAGUCCAUAGAUGAGGGGGACAGCAGUGCAACUGCGCAACCUUCUGUGCCACCAGUAGCAGCAGCAGCACCAACAGUACCAGCACCAACAGUACCAGAAGAUAAUGUUAGCGAGGAUACCACCGACUCCAAGCCUGCGUCUUCGCACAUUGUCGCCACCGAAGAUCCUCCUGAAGAGCCUAGCGUAUCUGUAUCUCCAAAUGCAGCAACGAUUGAGUACACCACCGACAAGCAGACGGGCUAUCUAUUGCUGCCCAAAUCGAAUCCACAACGGGAUGAGCUGCUUCGGCUGCAAAUUGAAUAUGACGAGUUGAUAAGCUGGCAAAAUGAACUCAAGACUCGCAUUCUUGCCGAGCGCAAUGAAGUCUUUCGCUUGAAACAGUUAUGUGAGCAGGAAAUGCUAAAGCCACAAGCUGAUGCGACCAGCAGUCAGGAGCAGUUGUCUGGAGAGGGUGAUUAUGAGCGUGUUAUUGAGCACUAUACGCGGGAGAAUGCGCUGCUGGAGCACAAAAAGCAAAUGCUGGGCAUGGAGCUUAAGGAAGAACGGCGUGCUUGCAUUGCGCUUCAGGUGGAGCUUCGUAUGCAGCAGUUUUAAAUUAUUCACAUUUUACUAAAUAUCUAUAUGUCAAACGAACAAAAAACAAAAACAAAAACAGAGAAAGAAAUGCAAAUACAUGAUAAAGCUUCAUUUCAAACGAAA